Molecule: messenger RNA, 219 nt
Organism: Symbiodinium sp. CCMP2592
Lineage: Eukaryota; Dinophyceae; Suessiales; Symbiodiniaceae
Source: the annotation of a GenBank genome assembly
AUGGACACCAUACCUGAACCUGUGCUUGGAUCCGAUCAGGUACAAGAUGCGCAUGUCGCAGACCGUCAGGCAGCUGCUUUCAACGCGUUUCCAGAUGCCCAGCUGCUGCCGGAUCCACCGGAAAGCGAGGGAUACCAAGGGAAGAAGCCUGGCCCGGAAGUUCUAUUUCUGGAGGAUCCGCGGAAGUGGCCCAUGUCCAUGAAGGCUGUGGCCAUAUAA